CAACGCGGGAUCAUUUUACAGACGCACCACGGACAACUAGCUAGAUUGCGGCCGCUGGAAGCAAAACCGUGUUCCUGCGAACAAUUAAAUUAAACGUACCCUCUUAUUUUUGUCUGCAGCACAAAGAUAUUUAGUGCUACAGAAAAUAUGGGGGUCCCGAAGUUUUAUCGAUGGAUUUCUGAGCGUUACCCUUGUCUCAGUGAAGUUGUCAAGGAACAUCAGAUCCCAGAAUUCGACAAUCUCUAUUUGGAUAUGAAUGGGAUCAUUCAUCAGUGUUCUCAUCCAAAUGAUGAAGAUGUCCACUUCCGCAUCUCUGAAGAAAAGAUUUUUGCUGACAUUUUCCAUUACUUGGAGGUACUUUUCAGGAUCAUCAAGCCACGCAAGGUUUUCUUCAUGGCAGUUGAUGGUGUGGCGCCAAGGGCAAAAAUGAACCAGCAGAGAGGACGGAGAUUCCGGUCUGCAAAAGAAGCAGAAGAAAAAAUAAAAAAAGCUCUGGAUAAAGGAGAGGUGUUACCCACAGAAGCUCGUUUCGACUCCAACUGCAUCACUCCAGGCACUGACUUCAUGGUGAGACUCCAAGAGCAGCUGAAGUAUUUUGUCCACAACAAACUCUCUACUGACAAACUUUGGCAGAAUGUCAAAAUCUACUUGUCUGGCCAUGAGACCCCUGGCGAGGGCGAGCAUAAGAUCAUGGAAUUCAUACGUUCAGAGACUUCGAAGCCACUUCAUGACCCUAACACCCGGCACUGCUUAUAUGGCCUGGAUGCCGACCUGAUGAUGUUGGGUUUGACCAGCCAUGAGCCAAAUUUCUCGCUACUCAGAGAAGAGGUCCGCUUUGGAGGAAAGAAAUCCCAAAAAAGGGUAACUGCUCCAGAGGAGACAACGUUCCAUUUGCUCCACUUGUCUCUGAUGAGGGAAUACAUUAACUAUGAGUUCUCUGAGGCUAAGAAUCAGUUGGGCUCUAAAUAUGACUUGGAGCGGAUAAUUGAUGACUGGAUUCUAAUGAGCUUCCUUGUGGGGAAUGACUUCAUCCCUCACCUUCCUCAUCUUCACAUUAAUCACGAUGCUUUGCCGUUGUUGUAUAAGACUUACAUCAGUGUGCUACCUAGUCUUGAUGGUUAUCUGAACGAGAAUGGCCAUCUUAACCUCAGAAACUUUGAGAAAUACUUGGAAAAACUCUCUGAGUUUGACCGUGAACAUUUCAGUGAGGUGUUUGUGGACUUGAAGUGGUUUGAGAGUAAAGUUGGUAACAAGUACCUGAAUGAGGCGGCAGGUCAAGCAGCAGAGAUGGAAGCUGCCAGUAAACGCACCCACAAGGAAGAGGAUUGUUCUCUCCCUCUGGUAGAACUGACAUCACCUGAUAUAGUGACAGACGCUGGGAAAGUACCUACUGUCGAGGAUGAUGAGGAGGAAGAUGAUAUAUUUGAAACUGAGUUUAGACAGUAUAAGCGCACGUACUAUAUGACCAAGAUGGGUGUCGACGUAGUGUCUGAUGAUUUUCUAUCAAAGCAGGCCAAAUGUUACGUCGAAGGCAUCCAGUGGAUUCUUCACUACUAUUAUCAUGGGGUUAAAUCCUGGAGCUGGUUUUACCCCUACCACUAUGCACCGUUUCUGUCAGACAUCAGGAAUAUUUCAGAAUUGACGUUGACCUUUGAUUUUGGGAAACCCUUCAUGCCCUUCCAGCAACUCUUGGCAGUCUUGCCCGCUGCCAGCAUGGAGCUUUUGCCUGAAUGUUACAGGCACCUGAUGACCAGUGAAACGUCUCCCAUUAUUGAAUAUUACCCUACGGACUUCGGAACAGACCUCAAUGGCAAGCAGCAGGAGUGGGAGGCUGUGGUGCUAAUUCCUUUCAUCGAUGAGAGGUGUUUGUUAGCGGCCAUGGAGAGCUGCAAUUAUAAGCUGACAAAAGAAGAGAAAGACAGGAAUAAUCAUACAGAGUGUGCUCUAUAUACAUAUGACCAUGAGAAAGACUUCACAUACCUCUCCACCAUUCCUCAGCUCUUCCCAAAUAUCAUCCAUUGCCAUGUCAGGAAAGAAAACAUUCCCAUGGAUGCCUGGCAUGUUCCACUAAACCACAUUGGCAGGAGUGUGGAUCGCUCAGCGCUGUAUUUUUGUGGAUUCCCCACACUACAUCACAUAAAACACAAGUUUAGUAUGAAGAAGAGCGGGGUGGUGGUAUUUCAACAAAGCAGCAGAAGUGACAAUAUGAUACUGGAGAUCCUCCCCAGUCAGAAAGAGGAAUUGGAUUGCAAGGAUGUUGCUGAACAGGUACUGGGGAAGUCAGUCUUUGUCAACUGGCCACAUCUGGAGGAAGCACGCAUCAUUGCUGUGACAGAUGGAGACACCAAAUUUUCUCUAGACGAACCAUCAGGGGUGCAACGAGUCUACCACAGGCCUUCCACCCCUCCACCGACCAAAGUCACUUACCUCUUAGACAAGGAGCAGAGGGACUGGAUAAAAGACAUCCAAGGAAUAACAGAACACUACCUGAAGAGGAAAGGCAUAACAGUGAAUGAAACAACAGUGGUUUUAUAUGGACAACUGCUGACAGGAAGAAAAUACGUCCCAAAGUCGAACGGUGUGGUCGAGUUGGAAAAACAGUGGGCUAAGCAGGUCCUUCCUUUUGCCUACCAGACUGUCGUCCAGGACAUUGAGACCUUUUAUUCACCUUUGACCUGCUUUAAGAGCUUAGAAGACCUCUAUCCUCCACAAACCACUGUUUUCAUGGUGGGAAACCACCACUACUAUGCUGCCAUGGGCGAGGUGCAAGAUUCCAGCGAUGUCAUCAAAGACGGCCGUGUGCGUGUGGUUUUCAACCUCCCACAUGAUCCCCAACUAGAGGUUCUAAUCCAAAACCAGCAUAAGUACUGUGUAAAGUACAGCCCUGGGUACAUUGUGGCAUCCCGGCUUGGUAUUAGCGGCUACCUUGUGUCCCGCUUUUCUGGAAGCAUCUUCAUUGGCAGAGGAUCUAAAAAGAACCCCUGUGGAGAGCAAAAAGGUAAUGUUGGCCUGAACCUGAAGUUUAACAAGAAGAAUGAGGAAGUUCCAGGGUACACCAAGAAAACUGAGAAGGAAUGGCUUUACUCUGCUGCUGUGGAGGAGCUAUUAGCCGAAUACUUAGAAAGAUUUCCUGAGGUGUUUGACACUGUUGCAAGAAACGGUCACGAUGAUAUGUUCUAUGAAGACGACAUCUGGCCCGGGGAAGACCACAAUGGGGCAGAAAAGGUGGCUGAAAUCAUGACAUGGUUGAAAAAUCACCCCGUCAGCUCUAUCAGCAGAGCGUCAUGUGACUUGCAAGUGUUGGACGUCGCAAUCAUCGAGAAAAUUGAGGAGGCUGUGGAGAAAGCCAAGGUGAAGAAGAGUACAAAGAAAGUUCGAGUCACCGUAAAGCCGCAUCUCCUGUUUAGGCCCUUGGAGCAGCAACAGGGUGUGGUCCCAGACCCCAAUGCAGAGUAUCGCCUGUUUGACCGUGUCAUCAAUGUCAGAGAGAGCUUCACUGUCCCGUUGGGUCUCAGAGGCACUGUUAUUGGCAUUAAAGGAGCUGAGCGUGAGGACGAGGUUCUCUAUGAGGUGCUGUUUGAUGAGGAAUUUGCUGGAGGGCUUAAUAUCAGGUGCACAUCACCUCGUUGUUACCGCCUACCGCCCUGUGCGCUACUUAACCAAUCGCACGGUGCCCGAAUGGAUCCCAUGUACAACAAACUCACCGCCAUUGUCAAACCUCAACCUGCUGCUGCCACCAACUUCAACUCACAUCAUCAUGUUGCCAGCCUCAACCACUCUCCACGUUCACCCUUUAUAUCAACGCAACAUAAUAAACGCAAUGAGGUAAGACCAGCCUACCAAGGCAGCAAAAACUCUAAAGCUGCUACGCAGAAGCAACAGGACAAGAGUAAAGACGUGUACAUGAAUAUAUGGCAGUCUUUGCAAGACUCCGCUCCUUCCCAUAAACCUCCUGCUCAAUGGCAAAAUAAUCCCUCUGCUGGUCUCGUCAAGUUGUUGAAGAAAAGCGAAGAGGGCGUUUCAGUUUUACCUCAGCAGAACACAGUUAACAAGACAUCAACUGAGUUUGAGGACCUGAUAGCCAGCCUUAAGAUUUCGAAGGACAGCCAACAGAGUCCUGCAAAUCUUCCUCCAGCUCCUUUACAAACAACCGCCACCCAAUCCGAUGAGCCUUUGUCACCACAGUCCUUUGCAAUGAAGGGCACAAUGGUGUUGAAAGAGAUGCUGAAGAUCGAUGGCACUGCAACAGGAAGUUCUGCCCCUCAAGAGACUGCUAACGACCAGAAGCAAAACAAGAGAGGAAAGUCCAAAAAAUUAGCGGCGCAAAUGAAUCUUCCCCAUGGAGAUAAAGCUCAAUCGUCGUCUCCUGUGCCUGUUACCCCUGUUCACCAGUCCAACCCGUUGAUGGCCAGUAAGGUGUCGGAGUUGGAGUGCGUGUGUGUCGCUUUAGGCAUGGCACCACCGGAGUUCAGCUUUAUGCACAACAGAUUGGGUGUUGCGGUGUGUCAGGUUAAGCUGCCCAACGGUUUGACUCUUCACGGGCCUCAGUGUCAAUCAGAAAACGAAGCCAAGGAGAAAGCUGCCUUCUUUGCCUUACAGCGACUGAAUUCACUGGGCUCAGGUUUCCCUCUUCCACCCCCUCUGUUCCAUGGAGUGGCGCGUUUGCAGUCUCCAGCCAUCAGAGCCAUGCCUCCUGUUUACAACCAGCCAGGCGGCUUGAUGAUGCCCCAGCGGGGUUGCGCUCCCGCGCCUAUCUGGGGAAUGCCUCUGCCACCCCACCCUCACCCCCAUCAAAACCCAGCAUUCUACAGAGCAGCAGGAACGUUUCCUGGUGUCUCGAGGCCACAGCCAGUCAAUACUUUGCCCAUGGGCUCACAUCAUCAGUUCAUCCCUUUACAGGUUACGAAAAAGCGAAUGUCUACCAACAAGAAACCCCAAGAGUUUUACUCAGCUGCCCAGAACGUAGCUAGGAAUAAAGCCCGACGAGGCCAGGAUACGCCUCCUGGCCAGUCACAACCCGUCAGAGAAGACGACCCUGCUCCGGCAAACACGCUUCCUGUGACGAUGACCCACCCGUCCACGCCUCCUCGGCAAAAUAGGCCGGCCAUGGGCCACACCCCUGGCUCCGCCUCCAAAAGGAAGCACAGGAAACUGGCUGUGAACUUUGAGGCAGCUCGAGUGUCAGACCAGUGAACUUGAUGCGUGUCAGCAUGUGUGCUCGCACCUCUGCUGCAUAUUGCAGUUGCUCCGUUGGCUGAUUGAUAUACCAAUCGCAUCCUUGUGAAUUUAUGAGUCAGGUUUUUGCAGCAAAGAAUUGUUCAGCUCAUUACUUUGCAUUUUGGCCUCCAGGUUUUACAAAGAUGAAUCUCACAAUAGCAACGAUGGCAACAUACUCACAGAAUUGAAGCCCUACAUUUCGAAGUUCACCUUAACUAUGCACCGCCUCUCCAAUUAACUGAAACUGAAGUUUUUCCAAUGAGAAGUUAUGGCAGCUCCCACAGUAACUGCUCUCUGAUUUUUUGCGAUUCCGUCUUUUAUUUGCUCUAGUAGCUUAUUUUUCUUUUAGGAAUUUGACUGCAAACCUAAAAGUAAAAUUUGUUUUGCAUAGUUGUAAUUAUAGUGCUACUACAAGAUUUUAAGUUCAUUUAUGAUGGUUGAAAUGCCCCUGCCCAGUUUUUACAAUUGGAAACUCAUUUUGAUAAGACCAAGUGUUUACAUGUUUGUCCUACUGAAACCCUGCAUACUCACACGAGGAAAUUUUAUUUCUGCUUCUCAGAACAAUGUUACUUUUUUUCAAACUUUAACCUCAUAUGGGCACACUACCAUCUUGCGCUGGUCAUACCACAUUACACCCAUUUCGGAAGCGUGGAGCUGCCAGUGUGGAGUUUAAAAAAAAAAAUACGUUCAAACGUACUCACAAACACAGCAAAAAAUGUUUUAAGCUAAAUUUAUGAUUAUCGAUGAUUACAUUUGUAGUUGUAAAUAGUUCUUUAAAGUAGCACAUUUGCCCAUUUUUGCAUUUACCGUAUUUUUCGGACUAAAAGUCGCUCCGGAAUAUAGGUCGCAUUAGCCAUAAAAUGCUCAAUAACGUGAAAGAAAACACAUGUAAGUCGCUUCGGAGUAUAAAUCGCAUUUUGGGGGAAAUUUAUUCGACAAAAUCCAAAACCAAGAACAGACAUGAACGAGCGACAACAGGCUAAACGAUAGGUAUGCUAACGUGACGUAAACACAAACAAAGAGCUGAGAACAGGCCUGACGUAACAUUCAGAGUUAUUCAAAUAACUAUUACAUAAAUAACACGUUUAUAAAACCAUCUGUCACUCCAAUUCAUUAAAUCCAUUGAUGGUCCUUUAUGUCAACAAUGGCUGCGCGCCGCUGACGGCGCUUGCACUUCAAAAUAUUCCACAGGCUCAUAUCUGUGUCACUCCAAAUCAUUAAAACCAUCGAUCAAAUUCCUCGUCCUUUGUCAACAACACCGCGCGUGCGCCCUGACGUCAGCCUCGUCGUUAUUCCACAGAUCUAGUAUAUAACUAGUACAACAAAGUACAAGGAAAGACGUGGGUUUGGUAAACGGCUCUUUAUUUAACAAAACAAACUUCCAGGCGUGUGGCGGCAUAGACUUCCAGCCACGGAGGUGGAAGAGAGCUCCAUAGAAUAGGACCGGGUGUGCGUAAAAGCCAUGUCCGAGCCUUAUCCACCGUCCCCGUGCAGCCACCCGGCCGAGCGCCGGCCCCCGACUUCCAUCCACGGAGCUGAAAGAGAGCUCCGUAGAGUAGGACCGGGCGUGCGUAAAAGCCAUAAUAGUUUCUCAAACCUUUUGUGUCACUCGAAAUCCUUCAAACUCUUCGUCCUCCGUGUCACUUACAAACAAAGCCGCUAAUGAUGCCGGUAGUAUGUGGGGCCCUUAGUCAUCUUCGUCAUCCCGUGAUCAAAUCUUUGUCCUUUAUGUAAACAACUGCCGCGCUGCUGACAUCACUUGAAGUUCAAAGUACAGUAAUACCUUGCGACAAUCGCAAUUUUGAAAAUUCGUGAAAAAAUUUACAUAAGUCACUCCUCUGUAUAAGUCGCCCCCCCACCCAAACUAUGAAAAAAAGAAAAAAACGCGACUUAUAGUCCAAAAAUUACGGUAAUUAAUUUUGGAAAGAAUUGGAAAUUGUUCUUGUUCAAUAAAUUUCAAGCCAUUUUUAUUUGAAUUUGAACUUCAAUUUGUAUCAUCGCUGGACCGGGAAAGUUUCAUUGUUCAGAGUAUAAUAUUGGCAUUUUACUGUUUUAGACAGUUUUGAUUUUGAAGACUGAAAGUUGAGUUAUUCCACACGUCACCCACCUGUAAAGCAUCAAUCUUUACCACCGCAAGAGGAAAAAAAAAAAAACUUUAGUAAUUGUACUUUUUAGGCCUUACUUAUCCCAAAUCGUUAGGAGAAAUAAAAAAUCCACACCGAAUAAAAGCUCGGGUCUCAAGAGGUUAAACCCCAAGAAAACCAUAUUAUUUUUACAGUAUCAGAGCAAUGAAGGCAAAGUAUUUUCAGUUGAAAUGAAUCUGAUAGAUUAAGGAUUUAGCUGUGAUCUGAUGCAUUUGUGUAAUAUGCUGGUGAAACCGCUUUCACCAGCAUAUUACAUAUCUACAUUUAGACAAACAUUUGGUCAGCCUGCCUGAAUAUUAGUAAAGUAAUGAUGGUGUUGAUUGAUAUUUUAUAUACAAUCAAAGAACGGAAAACCAGCUUUUAUAUUCACACUGUAGUGAGAUACUUUCAAAAUUAUUCAUCAGGUCUGUUAUGUGUCAAUCUUAAAGAAAUAAAUAUGUGGGCACAUUCACCAAGCAGAAAAAUUAUAUUAGUCAAUUUCCCUUUAUCGAUUUUAUGGACGGCUGAUAGGUAAUUUUCUCUGGCAAAUUGUGAACCUUUUUUUUUUUGGAGUGUUACAGUGAACAUGAGGGCCUUGUCUUGCUUACAUUUUUUGGUGCUAUUUCAAUGGCUAAUAUGGAGUUCACAUGCCAUAUUGACAUUAAGUCUGUCCUGGAGCAAAAGGUUAAGGUUUAAUAAAAUAUGACAGCUCAAGCAUGUAUUUUUUUUUAAAUGUUUGAAAUUAAAUGUCCAUUUUAAGUUUAAAUCCAACACUGCUGUGUCAGAGGAUGGCAAAUUUGUGUUGUUGAUUGCUUCAUUUUCCCUGAUUUUGGGGUUGCCUACGACUGCUUCAAUAAACCUAAUUGAGAGCCUGCGG
This is a messenger RNA of Syngnathus typhle (broad-nosed pipefish), 8217 nucleotides long. It is a transcript of the gene xrn1, whose product is annotated as 5'-3' exoribonuclease 1. Gene Ontology annotation, cellular component: nucleus. Gene Ontology annotation, molecular function: RNA binding; 5'-3' RNA exonuclease activity. The record is from RefSeq and is a predicted model, not a curated record. Gene Ontology annotation, biological process: rRNA catabolic process; nuclear-transcribed mRNA catabolic process. Lineage: Eukaryota; Metazoa; Chordata; Actinopteri; Syngnathiformes; Syngnathidae. Bases 148 to 5193 code for a protein of 1681 amino acids. The transcript is spliced from 40 exons.